Molecule: messenger RNA, 1170 nt
Organism: Heterostelium album PN500
Lineage: Eukaryota; Evosea; Eumycetozoa; Acytosteliales; Acytosteliaceae
Exons: 4
Coding region: 1-1170 (389 amino acids)
Source: RefSeq, a predicted model, not a curated record
AUGGCUUCGCUAACAGAUUAUUGUCAACGUUACCUUUUGGAGAUCAUUUUCAAAAGUUCGCAUUCUAUUUUCAAAGAAUGGUCUUCUCAAUAUAAGAAAGAUGUCGAUAUGACAUUGUCAUCAAAGAUCUACCUAUCUUUGGUGUAUUUGGCUAUAUUAUGUAUGCCAACGAUCACUCCAAAGCCAAUAUACUUUGUGAAUAUGAAAGAGAUCGUUCAGCAGGGACUCAAGUAUCCAACCAAUAUCUUUGUAAAGUUUGAGCGCUCUCUUCCAAAGGGUGGAACAGAAUUCCAUAGAAAGCUACUCGAUCGACUCAUUAGCCUUCUCGAGAAUGACAUGGUCUUGACGCUGAGUAUCAUUUUCAAUGGAUUCGGUGAUUCCAUUGAUACUCUUGGCCGAUUGGUUCCUCAUCUCGCUCGUGCUCACCGAUUGAUCAUACAUAUCCGGUUUAUGAAACUCAACUAUUUCGACGAGUUUCACGAUGAUCCCGUUGGAACCUGGCGAGGAAAAAGAGCUCACAAAAGAAAAUACAACCAAGUUGAUUAUAAUAGAAUGGUUGCUCCACAUCUACAGUUCCUAAAUAGUUUGAAGAAUAUCGAUACUCUGUACAUCGGGGAUUUAGAAAUCAGUCAGGAAUUAGAUAUUUUGCAAUCGGUCUAUGAUAAUCACUCGCACUCACUGCAAUCUAUUCAUCUUUUACUUCGUGGACAUUGCUGGCAGUACCUGACCGAUCAAAAAUCAAUCAAGUCAAACAAAACGAUCAAAAGACUAUCGAUUGGAAAUCACAUUCCAAGCAUUAGAACAGUGUUUUCGAAUUUAACUCAUUUAGUUUGGCAACUCCCAGAUAAUCUUCCCAAUUCUGAUACUCUGUUUUUAGUUGAUCCAUAUUGCAAGAUUCAUACUCUAUCAAUUUACAACGAUACAAACAUAGCUCACAAUUAUAAAUUUCUAUUCGAAAUGAUAACAAGCAACAAAACAAUUAAAAGACUGUACAUAGAUAGUUUACUUUCAUCUAAAAAAGACAACAUCAAUCUCGAUUACUUUUUGAGAACAAACACUACAAUCAGAGAGUUCACAACCAAAGACAAAAUGAUUCAAAAGAAUUUAAAAAGUGGAAUAUUCACAACCAUUUUAAAAGAUGAAAACAAUCAUAUAACUUAUAAAAGAUAA